ACCAUGGCAGCCGCGCUCCAACUCAACCCCCCACCCUCCUCCCUCCCCGCGUUGCCAUCGGAGACGACCGAUCUCCGUUGUCAUGGCCACGGGAUGCGGCCGCGUCGCAGGCGGCUGAUCUGGGGUUUAAGACUCGGCCCAGGGACGGGGAGGGCGUGAAGGGAGAGAGAGGUGGAGAGAGAGAGAGAGGGCGAGGGGGAGAGAGAGACGGCAGCUGCAGCUGGCGGUAGUGGCACGGGAGCUCAGCAGUGGAGGGACUGAGUACAAGAUAACCAACUCGGACCGGUUCGCAGGACCCUAAUAGCUCAGGGGACCCAAGAGACCAAGAGCUCACACGUCAACAAAAACGACGAGGACCUCAGGAAAUCAAGAAGCAGAGGAGCUCAGGGUCCCGAGAGCCUCAGGAUCUGAGGACCAACCACCGGCCCAGGGUCUUGGCACCCCCUAAAGACGAAGAGGUUACUCAAGGAACCCAGGAGUCGAGGAGUCCAGGAUCCCAAGAGACCGAGAAGAACAAAGAGGCAGGACUACUUGGACGGAUGCAGUGACAAAGAGGGUCCGAGUUGGAGGUGGUGGUGGUGGUAGGGUGGGCUACCCAGCUAGGGCCCGGUCAGCAUCCCAAGGUCUCUCUCGGGGUGGGGGGCGACGUGGACGACUUCGUUGCUGCUUCGCGCUGGAGAGGAGGAUUCUGGUGGCGGGGGUGUCCCUGGGCAUGAGGGUGGGAGCAUGAGCGACUGGGUGGUUGACAGCGUGGUGGGGUUCCUGCACAGUCCGCUGUGGGCAGACCCCGUGAUGGGAUUCAUCGAGCACAGUGUUCGAUCCAGGAGAGGAGAAUAAGCUUUCAUACACGGACAUCCACAGGGAGUACAAGGAGCUGGGGCCAGUGCACAGCGACUAAACGAUUAUACCGUGGGGCAGCCGUCCAGCAUAAAGUGUGGAGGGUCUGCUGGAGAGCUACCUGCAGGACAUGGGCAUCUCGGAGCAGCAGCUGCUGGACGCGUGCAGCGCCCAGAGUGUGCAGUCGGAGCACCUGCACCAGGUCUUCGAGGCCGUGCUGGCAGCAGACGACUUCGAGCUCUUCAAGGGGCUCAUGGUGCGCAAAAACAUUGAGCUGGAGCUGCAGGCGCUCUUGCACCUGCAGGAGCAGAAGGGCGUGAUACCCGAGUGCAUGAGCGUGGACGGAUUGGACAAGGUGGGAGAGCUGGACCGGGAAGAGAUGCAACUUCUGCAGGAGGCCAUCAGGGCGUCCAAGCAGCAGUACGAGAUGGAGCAGCAGUGGAGGAGAUCGUGCAUCCUGGAGCCCGGGGCCACGGAGGAGCAGGAGGAUGAAGAGCCAUGCAGAGAAGGGCGAUCUCUGCUGGAGGGCUCCAUCGAUCAUCAGGUCAGCGAGUGCUGCGCGGACGUGCCGGGCCCGAGCGGUCGACGCUGUUCUGACGUUCCGGACGAGCCGCCUGGCGCGACGGGCCCACCCCAGCGCCAGGCCGCCGGUGCGUCAUCUGCACCAGCAGCGCGGCAGGACGUCCCGUCUGUGCCUGGCGGGAGUCAAGCGACCCAGCCGCCUCCACGCCAGCUGCCCUCCGAGCCGCCAGGUGGGACGAGCGCGGCGGCCCAGCAGCGGCAGCAGCCCCGGGCGAGCCAGCCCAACGGGGCGGCCCCGCCGGGCAAGGCCCAGGCCUCUAAGCUCCACGAGACGAGGCCCAAGGAGGCAGCCGUCUCCCUGAAACACAACCUGUCUGCGGAAGAGCUGCGGAGCAGGGAGGAGUACCUGAGGCAGCAGCGGGACCGCCUGCUGGCGGCAAAACGCGAGCAGCUGGGCUCGUCGCAGCGGCAGACCAGCGCCACCUCCAACGACCGAAGGGCGCCGAGUCCCGGCAGGGCGGACGCGUGCACGGCCGGCAGCUGCGGCGGCCCGCAUGGCCGCGCGCAGCCGAGCGCCGCCGAUGGGGACGUUCCACGGAGAGGCCCGUCGGCCAAGGGCGGCGCUGUCGCCGAUCGGCCGGCGCCGGCAGCCGCGGCCACGGGGAAACAGGGCGCACGCACGGAGGAGUCGCAGACGCUGGAGCAGAGGAAGAGGGUGGCUCACAAGCUCAAGGAGGAGCUGCUCCAGAAGAAGUGAGCCAGUCCCCCUCCUCACUCCGGACUGACGCUCGCCAGCCCAGGGUGGCGCGUGCCACCCACAGCGGUGCGUGUACGGCCAAAGGCGUUUACCUUGCGUGACGCAAUACACUGCACGUGAUGAAAAAAACAUAUAUAUAAGAAAUCGGUCAGUAUAGGAAUAGCAAGCGAUACGGAAACACCUUACGUCAUAAUGCAAUGUUAAGUAACGUUCAAUAACGCCUCAUCCUUAUUAGUCUUUGUCAAUGUGAUGCCGGUAGAGGUCUUAGCGAGCCGACCGUGAAUACGGCCGGGGAUUCACUCAUCGCCGACUAUUCUUCUGCGUCACUGCUCAACUGGAAUAGACAAGACACGCGUGACGAGCAGCCAACAGGUUUAGCGAGCGCCACUCUGGCUGCGAUGUGCCAGUGUGCUGAACUGUAUCUUCCGGGUCACUGACACGGAACAGACCCAGCUGGAUUUAAAGCCUAACAUGCAACAAAUAUGACCCCCCCAUUCCCUAGAUGCACUGUGUUCUAAGAAUCAAUUGUAAUCGGUAGAUCCAGGUUUUAUUCGACUAGGGUUUCCCAAUUCCCGUCGACUCACCACGCUACGUCUUUCCCUGUUUACCAAAUUUACUCCCUCUUCAAGCACACGUUACUUGGUUCCACGCUGCUGCCCGUGCCCGAUGAUUGUCAAAGACGUCCCACAUGAUGCCGCUCAACAAUCAACGGUCUUGCGUUAAUAGAGCCGAUUCACGUUAAAUCAAGAUCUCAGUGUGCAUGUGUGGUGUACACGUAUUUCGUGUAUACGCAAACACACAAUACAUGUGGCGAGAUGUUAACUACCUCGCCUGGUAUACAGGAGGUCGCGGGUUCGAUUUCGACCCUGACGCCGCUGUAUAUUUGGAGUUUGCGUGUGCUCCCCGUGGUCGUGUGGAUUUUUCUCC
Petromyzon marinus (sea lamprey) is the source of this 3043-nucleotide messenger RNA. RefSeq lists its product as uncharacterized. NCBI's taxonomy places the organism in Eukaryota, Metazoa, Chordata, Hyperoartia, Petromyzontiformes, Petromyzontidae. Gene Ontology annotation, cellular component: ciliary base; axoneme. The record is from RefSeq and is a predicted model, not a curated record.